CCUCCGCCAUCCGCUCCAGGUUGUAAAAUCAAAGCGUUGCGGGCCAAAACCAACACCUACAUCAAGACGCCGGUGCGGGGCGAGGAGCCGCUCUUCGUGGUGACGGGCAGGAAGGAAGAUGUGGCCAUGGCCCGGCGGGAGAUCAUCUCGGCGGCCGAACACUUCUCCAUGAUCCGCGCCUCCCGCAACAAAAACACCGUCUUGAACGGCUCGGUGCCCAGCCCGCCUAAUCUGCCAGGCCAGACCACCAUCCAAGUCCGGGUGCCUUACCGAGUGGUGGGCUUGGUGGUGGGACCCAAAGGCGCGACCAUCAAGCGCAUCCAGCAGCAAACCCACACCUACAUCGUCACGCCCAGCCGGGACAAGGAGCCGCCGGUCUUCGAAGUGACGGGCAUGCCGGAGAACGUGGACCGCGCCCGCGAGGAGAUCGAAGCUCACAUCGCCAUGCGGACCGGCGGCCUGAUCGAGCUGAUCGACGAGAACGAUUUCCACGCCAACGGCACCGACGUGGGCUUCGAGCUGGGCGGAGGGGGCGCGGGCAGCCUCUGGAGCAAGCCCACGCCCAGCAUCACCCCGACGCCCGCCCGCAAGCCUUUCUGCAGCUACCGCAACGACAGCUCCAGCUCGCUAGGCAGCGCUUCCACCGACUCCUACUUCGGCAGCAGCGGCCGCUUGGCCGAUUACAGCCCUCCCAGCCCGGCCGCCUUGGGCUUCCCGCCCAACGGCGGCCCCAGCAACGGCUACGGCGUCUACGGGACCCCCGCCGAAGCCCUGGCUUCCCCCGACGGCUGCCCCGCCGAGCUGCCUCCUUUCGAUUCCCCGCCGGGAUUCGACCUGGCGCCGGCUCCUCCCGCGCAGCUGUUGUGGUCGCAGUACGAGCGCAGCACCAGCCUGGCUUCUCCCGCGAUCGCCGCCGCCGCCGCCGCCUUUCCCGGCUCAGCGACGACGGCGGCGGCUCCCGCCUUGUUUGUGAGCGGCGGACAGAGGCGGGGCGUUCCACAGGCUCAGCCCCCGACGCGCGUCUCCCCGCCCUUGCACUCCGGGGCUGGAGGAGGGUCGUUGGCAGCCAGCGAGCAGCACCCGUUGGCCCGUCGGGUGCGCAGCGACCCGGGCGGCCGCUUCUUAGCCUACCCGCUCUAUGCCAACGGGCUGGGCUGCCAUUUGCCCGGCUUGCCCUCCAACUGCUCGCCUUCCUCCUCCUCCUCUUCGUCGUCCUCCGCCUCCAGUUCUUCCUCCAGUUCGUCCUGCUCCUCGUCCGGGCUGCGUCGCAAAGGGAGCCGCGACUGCUCGGUUUGCUUCGAGAGCGAGGUCAUCGCGGCCCUCGUGCCCUGCGGCCACAACCUCUUCUGCAUGGAGUGUGCCAACCGCAUCUGCGAGAAGAACGAGCCCCAGUGCCCCGUCUGCCACAGCGCCGUCACUCAGGCCAUCCGCAUCUUCUCCUAAGGCCCACAAC
Thamnophis sirtalis is the source of this 1453-nucleotide messenger RNA. NCBI's taxonomy places the organism in Eukaryota, Metazoa, Chordata, Lepidosauria, Squamata, Natricidae. The record is from RefSeq and is a predicted model, not a curated record.